Messenger RNA from Hevea brasiliensis (rubber tree), 2007 nucleotides. RefSeq names its product ankyrin repeat-containing protein At5g02620-like. Gene Ontology annotation, molecular function: protein phosphatase regulator activity; protein phosphatase 1 binding. The transcript is spliced from 6 exons. The record is from RefSeq and is a predicted model, not a curated record. Bases 1 to 2007 code for a protein of 668 amino acids. Lineage: Eukaryota; Viridiplantae; Streptophyta; Magnoliopsida; Malpighiales; Euphorbiaceae. Gene Ontology annotation, cellular component: plasma membrane.
AUGUCAGACUGCCCAGAUUGCUGCGACCUGGCUGAAAAUGGAGGCCGGAAUGUUCUCCGUUUUGCUGUGGAAACCAACACUUAUAAAGUAAUGAGAACUAUUACUGACCAUGCUUCCCUGGCCAACCUAAUUAAUCAGAAAUAUAAAGAAGGGAACACUCCGGUCCAUCUACUCGCUGCUAUUGGCUUUUUUCCUCUUGGUAUAGUUAAUCACCGCCUAGUUGAUAAAAAGGCCGUCAAUAAGGGCAAUUUAACUGCUCUGGAUGUGGUGGAUGUACAGAAAGAAGCCUAUAGAGGGCUGGAUAUGAACGAGUUCGGCAUUCAAUCAGGCAGGCAAUACUUGAUAGGACGUCAACAUUCGACAGCUAUAGCGAGGUCACAUAGUGUUUCAAAGCAGAGACCUGAACAUGGACCAAUGAAGAGGCUGAGUGCAGCCAAAAAGGAAGAGGAAGAAUCCAUUGAAUUUGUGAAGCUAGUUAUCAGCAAGUGUCCAUCGCUGCUAGCUGAGCCCAAUAUCAGAGGCGAAACUCCGCUGCAUCUUGCAGCAAGGUUCGGGCACAACAAUAUAGUCGAAUUUCUUAUUCGGGACAUCAAAAACGCUCAAUACGAAGAUCUUGAGAGCAGCGCAGAGGCGUCAACAAGUGAUAAGAUGCUGAAGAAGACAAGCCCAGAUGGAGACACAGCCUUACAUGAGGCUGUGAGAUAUGAUCAUCCUCGAGUGGUGGAAACAUUAAUUAGAGAAAAUCCUGAAUUUGCAAACAUAGCUAAUGCCGCCAGAGAAAGCCCGCUUUACCUUGCGGCGUUGAGAAACAACAAUAUCAUUGCUUCUAAGAUACUGGAGAAAUGUACCUCAUCGGCGGCAUACAGCGGUCCCAAUGGCAGAACAGCUUUGCACGAAGCUGUGAUAAGUGAAGAUAAAGAUCUGACAGAAAAACUACUGAAACAAAAGAGUCAUUUGGCCAAAGAACAAGACAAUGAAGGAUGGACUCCGCUUCAUUAUGCUUCCUACGCCAAUCAUCUUUCAAUUGUGGAAAUGUUACUAGAGUAUGAUAAAUCUGCUACUUAUAUUGGCGACAAAGUUGGAAAGACACCUCUUCAUAUAGCAAUUCUCAACGGCAAUAGACAUGUAAAGAUGGUGAAAAAAAUUAUCUCAUACUGCCCAGAUUGCUGCGAUCUGGUUGACAAGAGAGGUCGAAAUGUUCUCCAUUUUGCUGUGGAAGGCGAUAGUAAUGAAGGAUUCAGAACUUUAAUUGAAAAACCUUUCCUCGCCAACCUAAUUAAUCAGAAAGAUGAAGAUGGGAACACUCCGAUCCAUCUAUUCGCUACUCAUGACUUUUAUGCUGGUAAUCUUAUACAACAGCACACAAUUGAUAAAAUGAUCGUCAACAAAGAAAAUUUAACCGCUCUGGACGUGGUGGUAGCAACGAAGAAUGAAAGCUUUGGGAUAUUUCUGGGAUCUACAGCAAAACACCUAAAGAAGCCUGGAUAUAAACGAGGUCGGCAUUCAAUCAGGCAGGCACCACCUCAUAUCAUGUCAACGAUCGACAAUGAGCUCAUAACUUACCUCGGGAAAGCGAGUGAAUCCCAUCAGAUAGUAGCCACCCUCAUAGCAACAGUAACUUUUGCGGCAGGUUUCACCUUACCUGGUGGUUACAGUGGUCAAGAUGGCCCUGACGAAGGAACAGCAAUUUUAACUAGAAAAUCAGCCUUCAAAACGUUCCUUGUAACCGACACCCUUGCGUUGGCCCUCUCCAUUUUUGCUGUGCUUAUCCACUUCAUUUUGGCAAUGCAACCACCCAAGAGAAAGUUUUAUGAUCUAUUCUUUCGGGCAUAUCAUUUCACUGUUGUUGCUCUGGCUUUAAUGGUGGUGGCAUUUAUGACAGGUGUGUAUGCAGUGUUGCCACAUUCCUCAUCAGGUCUUGGGGCUGCCAUUUGUGUCAUCGGAAGUUGUUUGGCCUUAUUGUGUUGCUGGGUCCUCAAGGCUGCGUUUGUGAUUGAAUUUAAUUGA